AUGGUCCAAACCGAAGCGCAACGCAGGGCCACACUCAAGUGGCGGUCUAAGGCUGACGUCAAAGAGGUUCAAAAGGCAAAAAAUCGCGAGCGAGCCCGCGUUCGUCGCGAAAAUGAGCGUUCUGCACGGGUAAACCAUGCACCGACCCCAGGCUCAUCCCUCCCCGCCAGUACGCGUUUACCAUCCUCCGCCGGCGAUCCCCCCGCCGCCGUACUUGGUCUUCGCACAACGCGUCAAAAGAUUGAGCGCUGGAGGAUGGGCUGGGGAUUUCAUGAAGACGGCGACAAACGUUUUCACGAAGUGCUAAAGGACGCCCGCAAGCGUGGACCUACGGCCACUGAUAUGUGGUUCAAGGAGGCUGAUCAACACACUCGAAGGGGGAGGGCUCUUUUGGAGGAGUUGCGGGGAGUCGACGUGACAUCAUUGGCUCAUGACCAUGGCGCUUUGCAGGAUGUGUACGUGCAAAUAUUUGAUCUCAUCAUGUCGGUUCACGCCGAAGUCAAAUUCAUGGAAGUGAAGCUUCAUGAGUAUGCACCCACCACCCCGUUAUCUCAAAUUACACGCAUACGAAACUAUACGUUAGAAUAG
Messenger RNA from Coniophora puteana RWD-64-598 SS2, 588 nucleotides. RefSeq lists its product as uncharacterized. The transcript is spliced from 4 exons. Bases 1 to 588 code for a protein of 195 amino acids. The record is from RefSeq and is a predicted model, not a curated record. NCBI's taxonomy places the organism in Eukaryota, Fungi, Basidiomycota, Agaricomycetes, Boletales, Coniophoraceae.